Messenger RNA from Fusarium keratoplasticum, 981 nucleotides. RefSeq names its product 2-dehydropantoate 2-reductase. Gene Ontology annotation, molecular function: 2-dehydropantoate 2-reductase activity. The record is from RefSeq and is a predicted model, not a curated record. NCBI's taxonomy places the organism in Eukaryota, Fungi, Ascomycota, Sordariomycetes, Hypocreales, Nectriaceae. Gene Ontology annotation, cellular component: cytoplasm. Gene Ontology annotation, biological process: pantothenate biosynthetic process. The transcript has 3 exons. Bases 1 to 981 code for a protein of 326 amino acids.
AUGGACAAGGCUAGAAUCCUACUUGUGGGCUGCGGCGGUAUUGGCUGCAUGGCCGCCCUGAACCUGGAAUACGGUGGACGAGCUGCUGUCACAGCUGUCUUGCGCUCUAGCUAUCGAAUCGUCAAGGAGUCUGGUUUUACCAUAAAUUCAGUCGAUCACGGACAAGUUCGUGGGUUUCGACCAACCGAGAUCCUAAACUCCGUGCCUGACGUCUCUCAAGCCGGUGUCACUCCCUUUGACUACAUCAUUUGUGCCACUAAAAACAUGCCGGACAUUGGCCCGUCUAUUGCUGACCUUAUCCGUCCUGCUGUCACUCCGGGUCAUUCUACUAUCUUGUUGCUUCAGAAUGGACUCAAUAUCGAGGUACCCCUGUUCGAAGCAUUCCCCGACAACGUUAUCCUCUCGGGAAUCAGCAUCUGUGGCUCCUCGGAGCCGGUCACUGGGACAAUCGAACACACGCUUCACGACGAGUUGCGCGUUGGCCCGUUUCGCGACGAGGGCGACGCUGCUGAUCGAGCUAGGGAUUUCGUCGCUCGGUAUAGCGCCGGAGGACGUUGUACCUGCCACUUCGACUCCAAUGUUGCCUUUUCGCGCUGGCGAAAGCUUCUCUACAACGCUGUCUAUAACCCAGUUGGUGCCUUGACGGAUCUUGAUACGGGCGACAUGCAACUUUGCCCUGGACUCGUUGACGAUGUCGUUCGGCCUGCGAUGAAGGAGAUCCAGGCUGCGGCGGCCGCCUACGGACAAGAUAUUCCGGACGAUGCUAUAGAAGCAAUGAUCACGACGGAACCUAUCGAAGCUCAUGUUCCACCAAGUAUGCUUGUCGAUGUGCGAAAGGGGCAAUACAUCGAGUUUGAGAACCUCAUUGGUGAGCCCCUCAGGGCUGCUAAAGCUCGUCAAGUCCAGACUCCCAUCUUGCAAAAUCUAUACUCCUUGGCGAGGAGUUAUCAGUGGAAGGUCAAAGCAAAGCGCUCGGCUUGA